AGCAGGCGAGGCUGACGGCAGGGUAAGCUCCGGGUUUGGUCAUUUGUGCAGGGAUAACAGGCGAGAGCGCUCACCAGGCAUGAAGCAGAGGUUUACAGCCUCAGCAAGUGUAGCUCAGUGAGAUGGUUCAUAGGCAUACACACACUGAAGGUUAAGGACAAGUGUGUUGCACUCAGAGACUCUGUGAGGGGGCGGCAUCAAUGGAGUCCGGUCUUUCCUGUCUGUCUUCACUGGCUGAAGAAGAGAGGCCGCUUUAUGUUCAGCCGCAUUACAAGGAAUCCUACCGCCUGGCCAUUUACGCCCUCAUCUGCGGGGGCAAGGACGCCUACGAGGAGUUCCUCAAGGCCGAGCAAAUCAACCACUUUCUGUCGGAGGAGGAGAUCCUGUUCAUUUUGGAAAAUGCAGAGCUGCCGGCCGGGGACGAUGACUCCGAGGCAAAGCACCCCACCAAGCCGCAGGAGGUCAGCCCCUCCACGUAUUUCCCCACCGAGUCAGACGAGGAGGUGCCCGACCUUGACCUCGGCUGGCCGGAGGUCACGGCGGCCGACACGGACACCAACAUCAGCCUGCUCUUCCACCCGCCGCGGCAAAACACGCCGACCAUCAAAGAGGUGCUGCGGAGACAAAUUCAAAAUGCAAAGCAGGUUAUAGCCAUAGCCAUGGAUGUCUUCACGGAUGUGGACAUUUUCAAAGAGCUGGUCAGCGCGGUGCUCAGGGGGGUGGUGGUCUAUGUGCUGCUGGAUGACUCCCAGUUCAGGAGCUUUCUGAACAUGUCGCAGAGGGUCGGGGUCAAGAUCCAGGACCUCAAGAACAUUCGGGUUCGGACGGUGAAAGGGCCGCAGUACCAGUGUCGGUCCGGGGCGAAAUUCCACGGAGCUCUGGAGCAGAAAUUCAUUCUGGUGGACUGCAAAACAGUUUUGUAUGGAACUUACAGCUACAUGUGGUCAUACGAGAAGGUCAACCUGAGCAUGGUCCUGGUGAUCACGGGACAGCUGGUUUGCUCGUACGACGAGGAGUUUCGACGACUCUUUGCUCGCUCCACCGUUCCCGCUGCUCUGUCCGGGGAUCAGCACCUUAGAGACGCCGUGGCCCUGCACAGCCCAAACGCCAGCCAGCUCUCCCUCAACAAACUUUACAUGAGGUACAGAGUGCCUCAUGGCCUGAGAGGUGCCCAGGAUGAUCGGUUUCAAAAUGGCGCUAUACUAGCCAGGGGCCUGAGCAUGCAAGACAGGCUGCAUCAGUCUCAUCACUUUGAUGUGGGGAAUCUGGUGAAGGGACACAGUUAUGGUGGGGAAUUGCAGCGGAUGAACUCUAUGACUCGUUUGAGGACACUAACCAGGGACGGUGGGGUUCCCGUUACUCCUGAGAAGAAGAAAUCCAAGUUGCCGGGGGGUGAGGACUCACUGCUAACAGACAGGGUGUCUCAAUUGUACCAGAAGCACAAGUUUCGCUACGGUGCUGACCAGCACCUGAUCCCAUUCAACUCAGAGACCUCCCUUCACAGGUGGAAAAUCGACUCAUACUUGAGCAACAAUGAUGCACCUCUAGAUAUGUCGUGCGAUACGCUCUCCCCGUAUGGCAGUCAUACCGGCUUAAACGAGAGUCAGUCACAGCUGAUCCACAGUCGGUCAAGGGAAAUUAAAAUCAGGUUGGAAGAAAUCAGGCAAAAAAGGCUCAGCCUGCAGGAAGCUGCUGAUGUAAGGCAGAGUCAAGAGUCCCUGAGAUCCAUGUACGCAACUCUAGAUAGAGCUAACAUGAAGUCUUCAUUAAGAGGUCUGGAGAUGAGGCAAGGUAUGGCAGAUAUUGAGGAAAACACACAAUAUGGCUCCAGACUGGAUCCAGCCUGGCGUGGAGAUAGAGACCUUCCUAAACUAAGAGAGCCAAAGGAGGAAAGUGCCAAAAGAGAGCAAAUGUUUACACCCAGGGUUUUCAUGGAUGAACACCGCUCUGUCUCUCAAUAUGAUGUGAAAACAGUUCAAGACCAAAAGACUGCACAGAUGCAUGACUGGCAUGAACCUCUUUCCAGGACAACCUCCGCCGCUGAUAUAGAUAUGAAACUGAAGGAUCCAUCUCUUACGCUCUUAAAUAUGCGGAGCAGCGGUCUCAAUAUACAGCAUCCAAGAGCAAUGGAGUCUUUAGUUGAAAUCCCUGAAGAGAAAGAGGGUCCAGCCAAGCUAGCCAACAGUCCAGGCUUAGCUACGCCAAAAGAUGGAAACGAUCGUUCGUUAAAAGAUGGCAAGGUGGGCUCUAUGGCAUCAAACUUGUCUGUGGGAGCACAGAAUCCGGAUCUAGCAAGAGGAAGCCAUGGUUCCGUAACUAAGGCGGCCAAGAGUUCCGGUUCCACUGCCACCAAAGAUGGAAAGAAAGCAACAUCCAAUGUGAAUCCAGUGAUCCCAAACAAAUCUUUUGGAUCUCAGCAUGUGGUGGAAGCUAAGGGUUCCGUCGAAAAGGGACAGACAAAGCAAGAGGAGCCGCCGCUCCAGAGGAAGAAUUCCCUGAGAUUAAAAGUACAAUCGCUGCUUAAUUCAGAUGAUCGGAAAUCACAAAAAAAAGAAGACAAACCUCUCCAAAGAAAGAAUUCGGUCAGGUCACAGACUCCCUCGGGAUCAAACCAACCAGUCAAGGCAGCAGCAUCUCCUGUUAAAAACCCAUUAGCCACAGAGCACACAGCAUCAGCAGGUCCAUCAGCAAGUGCUUACACUGCAGCCGGUGCUCUGCUGGGUGCAGAGAGGCCCAAAGCUCCAGUCCUGAUAGAUAGAUUAGCUCCUCAGCGAUCAAGCAAAAGAAAGAUCAACGUUGUAGCAGAGCUGCAACGAGGCUCAAACAUUUCUUUGGAUGAUGUGGUGUCAGCUAACCAAGCCAGACAGGAGAAGGUUUACAGCCGGUUUGAAUAUUUUCUUAGCACUGAAAGUAUUGCUCCAGACAAACCAGUAAGGACUACAAGCAUGCAUCUAUCAAGCAAGGACAGGAACUCUUUCAGUCCGAGACAUCUUUCUCCUGCCAUGGCACAUUAUUCUGCAUAUCAGGCCCCGACCGCCCCUGACAACAAAAUUGGACGAUUCAUGCAGCGAGUAGGAAACCUUAUAGGCAAGAACAAAUGAGUCAGAGUUGUCAUGUUACUGGGGGAAAAUAGGGAAGGCUUUUCCACGCGAUGAAGGCAAGGUCAUGUAAUGCUUGUAUUGCUCAUUGGCUUAUUUUAGCACUCACAUAGAAAUAUUUACUGUAAAGCUAGUGUAGGUAACUUUGUAGAGUGCACGGAUUUUCAGCAGCAUCCGCCUGAGAUUCGGUCCCUCCUCCAGGCCCCUCCCACCUCAUAUAGACUGUGGCUUUGAUGCUGAUUGAAUUGAUAAGGACACCUCAUGCCACGUCCACCACACACCACGCCCACCUCAUGCUGCGCCCCCUUUGGUGCAGCAUUACCAUUGUUAUGCUAAGCUGGCCAUUUUUGUGAGUAAGCGAGCCUCUGUCUCUUAGAUUAGGGCCAGUUUGUAAAAAUCUGAUCUACUUACAAGAUGGUUAAGUUUAGGCUUGGGCUAAAAUCAGAAUGGUCAAGGUAGAGGAUUAUGUAUUUCUUGAUGUUUUUUGCAUGUAGGUCUCUAUAAAUUAGUGAGUGUCUUGAGACUGGUGAGGCUGGUGUUUGGUAAAGGUUAGAGCCAGGUUACUGGGUUAUGGGGUUAGGGCCUGAUUUGUAAUACUUUGGUCUGAUUUGAGAUGCUUACAUUUAGAUUUUGGCUUUGGUCUGGGCUUAAUGGCAGCUUAGACAGGAGGUCAAAUUGCGGUUGUGGUCCAAAAGAUGGUGAACUUUAUAGUUUGGAGACUUUCCAAGUCGGAUAAUCCAAGUAUUUGGUCAAGAUAAAAUGCCUGUAAUUUUCUGUGAAUUCUAUUCUGUUUUUGUAGUUUAUUUGUAAGGCCCAGGAUCAGAGUUAAUGUAAGUUUUUGAUGCUCAGCGAUGUCCCAAACUUGGUUCAACCACAAUGGAAACACUCCCUCACCUUGAUCUUGUUUUAGCAGAUUUAAGUCCAGAUGUUAUUCAUACCUAUGAAUUGGUUAAUGUUUUCUCUCAGGUGGUUACGUUUAGGUCUUGGGUUAGGUUUAGUCCUACUUUAAAGGACUGGGGUUGGCACUGGACUGAAGGCUGUACAAUGUUGGAUUUUUUCUUGAUAUGAUUGGUUGUUUGAUUGGUACAGAGAUGGAUUUUAACCAAUGAGAUUAUGGCAUGAGGAGCAUGCUUAUAGACAUGAUAUUUUUCUGAAUGCCUUUAGUUUCGAUUGAACCCUCAGGGUAUCAUCAUGAUUUGUCAAAAAUUAUGAAAAACAAAGUUACCUACACAAGCUUAAAAGCUAAAGCACAGGAUCUGAUGAAUCAGUCACUUGUGCUCCUAAAUUAGUGCCUUAACUGCAUGUUAGAAGAAAGCGGUUUUACUGAUUGAAGUCAAAAUCUGUUAAUAGCUCUUAUAAAUGGAAGCCAGUAUAUUUGGAAGUUGAUAAACAUACAAAACACUGCACACUGUACAUGCUUGUCUCAUGUUUGUUAGUAUAAGCGCUCUGGCUUUUGUCAAAUAACUUGACAAAGUUCAACAAGUUUUUCUAGUUAGGUUGGAUAUGCUGCAUUUUUGCUUUGUUCACUGAAUGAAUUUGACAUAUGUGGGUCAACACUCCUCAUGGAAGAUAUUGUUGUUGCAGAUGUUUGCUAAAGUAGAACAUGUUAACCUGAGCCUUGACCUGACAACAGAGAUGGUGUUGAAUGAAGACAUUAGCUGGAUUAGUGAAAUACUGCUUACAAAAAAAUCACAUGGUCCAGUCAUGACAUGUGAAUUCAAAGCACAUAUGUGAAAAUGUGAAAAAAGAAAAAUUCACAUCGAAACAAACACUUCACUGAUGAACUGAAAAUUUUCACAUUGGAAAAACAUGACUGUGAUGUGACUUUUCUCAGAGGAACUGAACAAAUAUCUUCAUCAAAGAUGUGUUUUGUUAAAGUGCACCUCUGUUUUGCAGGUGGGACAGGUUGAGCUAAAAAUAAUUUUAAAAAGACUACUCUUAUCAGGAUGGGAUAUUAACCCUAACCCUGAAGGGUUAUGGCAAGAAUUUUUUUUCCUCCUCACAGUAACUUUUGCAUCACCUCACAAUGGUUUGCAUUACUUUGCAAUAUGUUUUGGGUGCUCACAAUAGACUUUGCAGUAUCCUGCAAUACUUUAGUGUUACCUCACAAUACUUUUCUUCUUCUGUUCCUUCUGAGCCGUCUGUGCAGUGCAGUGGUACGGUGACCCAGUAUGGAUCAGCUCAUUGAAUUUGACUUUGAACUGGGCAUUAACUCUGCUGAUAUAGUGCUACUCCUCAACAGGCACGGUUAUAUGAUUAGUAAAAGUGGGUUAGGGUUAACUAGGAAAAUAUUGUAAAGUAAUGCAAUAGUUGUUGUAAGGUAACACACAAAAAUAUCUUGCCAUGACCCUUCGGGGGCAUUAUGAUAUAACCUGCUGGCCAAAUGCUGGUAAAACUGCAUAUUUUUUUUCCCACUGCAAACAUCAGCUUCAUUCCAUGCUGUGUCUAAAGACAAUUAUCAUCAUGUACAAAGAAAACCUUCCCAAUAACCCUCCACCAUCACCCCAGUCUGCACCGCUGACACCAGUCAGAUCCACUGAGUUAUGUUAUUCCCACCAAACUCUGCUCUGGCCAUCAGCAAGAUCACAACAAAAACUGUUAUUCAUCCAGUUUUGGUGAUCAUGUGCCCACUAUACCUUUAUUUUACCAUUAUUCUCCUGUACCCACUAGCCUCUUGCCGCUGUUUUCCUCCAUGUGAGCAGCAGCUGACUGGUUGUGUUUUGUUCAUUACAUUGUACCUGGUAAACUCUAGACACAGCAGCAUAGAAAAUCCCAGGAAGUCGGCUGUAUGUGAGAUGUUGGAAGAGGUGUGCCCAGGUCCAGUAAUUAUACCAUGUUCAAACUUGCUGAAAUCAGCGUCUUGCUCAUUGUAAUGUUCAGUUUGACAGAAACAGAGCCUUUAAAGGUUUAUUUUACACAUGACUCAUGAGAUUUUGGUUCCUUUUGAGUUUUAACGUAAAUGUGUUACUCUGCAAUGGAGGAUAUUCAAAGAAAUGUUAAUGUAAAAACUAUUGCUAUGUUGUGGAAAGUAUAUCAGAAAACUUUUCUUGCUCAGUCUGGCUUCCAAUAAUAUAUGCAAUGUAAAAAUGUAAGGGCGCAAAAACUUGGACUGUUUUCUGUUGUAUAGAUUCCAGAAAGUAACAUAUAUGUCUGUACAGAAGGGAAAGGAUGUAUAUAUUUUGUAAAGGUUGUGUAAUAUUGAAAAUAACUAAUUUUAUGGUGUGGAAAAAAUGCAUGGUUUUCCCCUGCAAUCUCCAAGUUUUUAGUUGUUCAUGUAGCAGUAAUCUGCUCUGGUCUAUUCACAUCCAGAACAGUAACACUCCAACUACAACACUUUUAUUUUUGGAAUGAAUCACAAUCAACAACAACAACAAAUGUCGCACAUCACUGCUCGGCACAUUGAGGGUGUGAUUAUUAUUUUUUUUUAUUAUUUUUGAAAUGACUCUGAAUAAAUAUCUACAAAUGGUUUCUCAGUAAGAUGGUAUCAAAAUAAUAUAUGAAAUAAAAACUUUUUAUAAUUCA
Molecule: messenger RNA, 6620 nt
Organism: Myripristis murdjan (pinecone soldierfish)
Lineage: Eukaryota; Metazoa; Chordata; Actinopteri; Holocentriformes; Holocentridae
Product: protein FAM83B-like
Exons: 5
Coding region: 201-3101 (966 amino acids)
Biological process (GO): signal transduction
Cellular component (GO): membrane; cytoplasm
Molecular function (GO): protein kinase binding
Source: RefSeq, a predicted model, not a curated record